Messenger RNA from Cyprinus carpio (common carp), 1479 nucleotides. Its product is annotated as macrophage mannose receptor 1-like. Lineage: Eukaryota; Metazoa; Chordata; Actinopteri; Cypriniformes; Cyprinidae. Bases 139 to 1317 code for a protein of 392 amino acids. The record is from RefSeq and is a predicted model, not a curated record. The transcript has 4 exons.
UUUACUGUAAGUUUUAUGUAUUUUCAGUGUAUUUUCAGACUGAAUCACGACACACGUCAGCUUCAGGAGCUUCAUGUGUGUAUUUAUAACUGAUGUAGAAUCUAAUAAGCAAUGAUAAAGCAGAAAUGACAUGAUCUGAUGUUCUGGAUCUGGUCAGAUGUUCAGCGUCUGCAUCAUUUAUUGAGACUGAUUUCUGUUUUUCCCUCAGAAAUGGAGAGAAUCACAUUGAUGUCUGUUCUGCUCACAGUCGUGCUCAGUUCGUCUCCGCGUCAGUAUCACUUUGUGAAUCAGAACAUGAACUGGACUGAAGCUCAGAGAUACUGCAGAGAGAAAUACACAGAUCUGGUCACUAUCAAUAACAUGAAUGAACUGAAUGACACAAAACAGCUCCUACAGAGAGAGAAGAUCAGUGCUGACCGUGUCUGGAUUGGGCUGCAGGACACAUGGAUUUGGUCUCUGAAUAACUCUGACUUCUACAGAGGAAAAGAGUCUCAGUUUAGGAAGUGGGAACCAACACAACCAAAUGGAGAUGGAGACUGUGUUUAUAUGGACAAUGAUGGACAAUGGAAUGAUGACCAAUGUGCUACAACAAGACAUUUCACCAUCAAUGAUAGCAGCAGUAAACGAUUCGUCCCUGUACAGGAGAAGAACUGGACUGAUGCUCAGAAACACUGCAGACAGUAUCACACAGAUCUGGUCAGUGUGAGGAAUGAGAGUGAGAAUAAUCAGAUCCAGAACAUCAUAAACCAGCACCUUACUUCACCUAAUCAAGCCUGGAUCGGUCUGUACAGAUUCUGGGUUUGGUCAGAUAACAGCAACUUCAUAUUUAAACACUGGAAAACUAAUGAACCCAAUACGAAAGAUGGCAGAAACAGCAUCUGUGUAUCAACUGGUAUCAGUGAUGAAGGACGAUGGACAGACGAGCUCUGUUCAGAUCAGCAUCUCUUUGUGUGUUAUGAUGAUAAACUGGUUCUGAUCCGAGAGAAUAAGACGUGGACUGAAGCUCUGAGAUACUGCAGAGAUAGGGACAUGGACCUGGUGUCGGUGGAUUCGGAGCAGAUGCAGCAGCGCGUGAUGGAUGUGACCUCGAGCGCUCUCUCCGAUCACGUGUGGCUGGGUCUGCGUCACUCCUGCACAGUGGGGAUCUGGUUCUGGGUCAACGGUCAGACCGUGUGCUACAAUCAGUGGGCUUCUGAUUACGACACUGAACUGAACGACUGCGAUAAGACGGUGAGAUCUGGAGUCAUUCGAAAAAGCGAUAAUCACUGGAUCAGCCGUCCUGAAACUGAAGAAAACAACUUCAUCUGCAUCCAGUGAGUGCUGGAGAGUCACUGAUUACAUGUGAUCCAGAUUACAAAUAUUCAGUACUUGUAAUUAGAUUACACUACAUUUUAAAAUGCCUAUAAUUAGAGGACCGUUACUUUCUUAUGGAUUACAUGUUCACACAAUGCCAGUAAAUUAUUUAUUGAAUUAUAAAGU